UUUGGUAUUUCAUUUCAAAACCACUUUCCCUCACUCUCUCUUCCACUCUCAGAUCUACCAUUCCCUUUCCCUCACUUCCCAGUUUCCAUUCACAUAACUCUCUCUGAAACUACAAACACACCACAAAUUCAGAGUCUCUUCAAAAACACAUAAAAAUGAAACACCCAAAGCCCCCACAAAACCAAGCAACACCAACAACACCAUCAUCUUCAUCAACUUCAACUUCAAGAUCUUCUUCUUCUCUCUCAUCCCACCUUGCUAUGGUGGAACUCAAACAGAGGAUCCUAACCUCACUCUCAAAGCUCUCCGACCGCGACACUCACCAGAUCGCCGUCGACGACCUUCAAAAAACCAUAAACGCGCUUUCCCCUGACGCCAUUCCCAUGAUCCUCAACUGCCUCUACGACGCCGCCACCGACCCCAAACCCGCCGUCAAAAAGGAAUCCCUCCGCCUCCUCACCGUCGUCUGCGCCGCCCACCCCGACGCCGCCGCCGCUCACCUUACUAGAAUUAUCGCUCACGUCGUUCGGCGCCUUAAGGACGCCGAUUCUUCCGUGCGUGACGCGUGCCGUGACGCCGUCGGGGCGCUCGCGGCGCGGUACUUGAAGGCCGGGGAGGGUGCCGGUGGCGGCGGCGACAAUGGUGGUGGUGGUGGAGUGGGGUCGGUGGUGGGGUUGUUUGUGAAGCCUCUGUUUGAGGCAAUGGGGGAACAGAACAAGGGUGUGCAGGCUGGUGCGGCAGUUUGCAUGGCGAAGAUGGUGGAAUGCGCCGGCGACGUGCCGGUGCCGGCGUUUCAGAAGCUGUGUCCGAGGAUCUGCAAGCUGCUCAAUAGCCCUAAUUUCUUGGCGAAGGCUGCGAUUUUGCCUGUUGUUGGUAGUUUGUCACAGGUUGGAGCAAUUGCACCACAAAGCUUGGAACAUUUGCUGCCUAGCAUUCAUGAAUGCCUUAACAGUACUGAUUGGGCAACACGUAAAGCAGCAGCUGAGGCAUUAAGUUCCUUGGCUUUGCAUUCAAGCAGUUUGGUUACUGAUAAAGCGGCACCCACAGUGGCAGCACUUGAGGCUUCUCGGUUUGACAAGAUAAAACCUGUUAGAGAUAGCAUCACAGAGGCAUUGCAAUUGUGGAAAAAGGUUGCAGGGAAUGGAGAUGGAUCCCCUGAUGAUUCAAAGCCCUCAUCUGAUAAUGGAAAUCCUGAAACAGAUAGUUUGUCCGAAACAAGUGACCUGAAAAAAGUAGAUAUUAAUGAGAAGACUGACCCAUCAGUAAAGGAUUCAUCAUCUAGUUCUUCAAACAUGGAUCCAACUGCAAAGGCCAAAGCAGCUGGCAUCUCAGAGAAGGCAGUUGUAAUAUUGAAAAAGAAAGCUCCUGCAUUAACUGAUAAAGAACUAAAUGCAGAAUUUUUCCAGAAACUUGAAAGAAGGGGUUCAGGUGAUUUACCAGUGGAAGUAGUUGUUCCUCGUAGAUGCCUCAAUUCUUCUAACUCUAACAAUGACCAAGAAUCAGAGGCAAGUGCUAAAGAUUCAAAAGAAAGAAUAAAUUCUGUUGGCAACAUCCCUAAUGAUGAUUUUCAUGGAUCUGCCAGUAAUAAAUAUCGUAUCUUUGAGAGAGGCAGUGAUGGAAAUUCCAGACAAAGGUAUUAUGAUGACAUUGCACAUGACAGAUACCCUGAAAAGAGAGUGAAUGCAAAAGAACUGAGGACAAAAGCUUAUGAUACUGAUGAGAGGACUGAAAUUGAUCAGAGGGAGGGUUCUGCCAGUCUUGCAGGUUUUUCUAAGAAUGAUGGUCAAUCAGAAGUACCUUUCUCCAAUAACAACAGAGGAAACUGGUUGGCCAUCCAGAGGCAGUUACUGCAGCUGGAAAGACAACAGGUUCAUCUGAUGAACAUGCUGCAGGAUUUCAUGGGUGGAUCUCAUGAUAGCAUGGUGACUCUAGAGAAUAGAGUACGAGGUCUUGAGAGAAUUGUUGAAGACAUGUCACGGGAUUUAUCUAUAUCAUCAGGUCGUAGGGGCAGUAACUAUACAGGAUUUGAGGGAUCAUCCAGUAGGCCUUCUGGCAAGUAUAAUGGUUUUAAUGACUUCUCUGGUUCCAAGUAUGGAAGAGGUGGUGAUGGACGUCUCCCAUUUGGUGAAAGAUAUGCCCAAGAGGGAAAUGCUUUGGGAAUGAGGGGAAGAGGGCCAUCUUGGAGAUCUGACAUGUCUGAGGGAUGGGAUUUUCCUGGGUAUGGUGCAUCUAGAAAUGGUCAGAUUUCCUCAAGAAGGGCUUUUGGUGGUAGUUCUGCUGAUGUAAGAUCACCAAAAUCAGUGCAUGAGGGUGAUCAAGGGGGCAAUAGGAGAGCCUGGGAUAAAGCAGCAAUGCCCAUCCGGCUUGGUGAGGGGCCCUCUGCAAGAAGUGUCUGGCAAGCUUCGAAGGAUGAAGCUACCUUGGAAGCAAUUAGGGUUGCUGGUGAGGACAAUGGAACAUCUCGAGCAACAAGGGUAGCAAUCCCUGAAAUGACUGCAGAAGCUCUGGCCGAUGAUAAUGUUGGACAAGAGAGGGAUGCCAUCUGGACUUCUUGGAGUAAUGCAAUGGAUGCCCUUCAAGUUGGUGACGUAGAUUCAGCCUUUGCAGAGGUACUGUCCACUGGUGAUGAUUUCUUGCUUGUAAAGAUAAUGGAUAGAACGGGCCCUGUAAUUGACCAACUUUCAAGUGAGGUUGCAUGUGAAAUUGUGCACGCCAUUGGACAAUUCUUGCUGGAGCAGAACCUGUACGACAUCUGUUUGUCUUGGAUUCAACAGUUGCUGGAGAUAGUAUUGGAAAAUGGCCCUGAUACCUUUGGCAUUGCUAUGGAAGUGAAGAAAGAGCUCCUGCUGAAUUUACAUGAAGCUUCAACAGAUACAGCUGAGGACUGGGAAGGUGUACCACCGGAUCAACUUUUAUUGCAGUUGGCAUCAGCCUGGGAAAUUGAUCUACAACAACAUGACAAGUAGCUCACAGAGAACAAACCAUGCUGGUAUUAAGAUUCUCAUAUUUUGGAUUUGAAUUGGGUCAUAUCCUAGAUUGUUCUAAUUUUCUACAUGGAUGGUGAUGAGUGUAAGAUUUGAAAUACAUAUGCUGUUCAAAUGUUGGACCUCCACGUAACAAUUACAAUGGCACAAAUUAAUGCUCCAUUUUUUCCUGUAUCUUGGUGAACUUUGGAUGAUCCUAUACCGGUCAGAGCAAUGUUUGACCAUUUAAAGGUAGUGUCUGGUUGUCAGCAAGUGCCCAACUAGUCUGCUUUAAAACAAUGUAAAUUGAGACCAAUGAACAAUUGUUCCGUGUAAUUAUGUGUAAUUUGUUCAUUUGCUACAUUCAUUUGUAUCAUUUUCUCUUGUUUUUGUUUUAAACGUAAAAGAUGAUUAUGCCU
Messenger RNA from Abrus precatorius (Indian licorice), 3382 nucleotides. RefSeq names its product TORTIFOLIA1-like protein 1. The coding region runs from base 156 to 2966 and encodes 936 amino acids. The record is from RefSeq and is a predicted model, not a curated record. Gene Ontology annotation, biological process: multicellular organism development; unidimensional cell growth; circumnutation. Lineage: Eukaryota; Viridiplantae; Streptophyta; Magnoliopsida; Fabales; Fabaceae. The transcript is spliced from 6 exons. Gene Ontology annotation, cellular component: cortical microtubule, transverse to long axis. Gene Ontology annotation, molecular function: microtubule binding.